AUGGAUCUAAAUUCAAAUAUUUAUCAAUCUAAUCACUAUAGUUUCUUUCGUUUUUUAGAGGAAGAGUAUGAUGAACGAGUCUAUAGAAACAAAGUUGGUUUAAAAUCAAAAUAUUUAUACAAAAACAUACCCAACCUAAUUUCAAUGUCUAUAGAUUCUCUCGUUACAGAUACAUGUACAUCAACAACCAUAAAUCAACAUUAUAGAUUUGAAAAUGAAUCAUCAGAAACAUCAUCAUCAGAAACAUCAUCAUCAACAACAUCAGAACCAACAUCAUCAGAAUCAACAGUAGAAGCAAGUUAUUCAAUAUUAUUACCACCGUAUGCAACUAUCAAUUCAAUGCAAGUUGAAUACAAUGAUUCUGUUAAACUAGUUGGUGUUGUGAGAGAGCGAAAUAUCGCUAAUCAGGAAUAUAACGAUGCUAUGGCAUCAGGUAUAGUUGCAUUCAUGGCAUCGCGUGAUUCCGAAGGUCAAUUUCAAGUAUUACUUGGUAACGUCAGAGUGGAUACCGAUAUCAAGAUUAGCUUUACAAUUAUAUCAGAGAUUGGAGUCUAUAAGAAUGAUCUUCAAUUCCUACUACAUAGAUAUUGGUUUCCGCUUGGCCAUUAUCCAGUAAAGAUUAACAUUCAACUAGAACUCUCAAAUCAAUUGGAAUCAUUGGAAUUACCAAACUAUCAAUAUAGUAUCAAUGAUAAUUUGAUAACAAUUGAAUCAGAAUCAGGAAUAGCAAAUAAUAUAUUACUAUUAUUAUGUUUAAAACAAGAAGUAGAAGUACCAAAUGUAUUUAUAGAAUAUAAUAAUCAAGAUCAAUCAUAUGUUGUUGCAUUAGAUUUUAAACCAAAUCACGGGCUUAUGAAUCAAUAUAAACCGAUUGAUAUUAAUCAAAAGGCAGAAUUUAUAUUUAUAAUUGAUUGUUCAUUCUCAAUGAAGAAAGAUCGUAUCAUAUUGGCAAAAAGAGUACUUCAAUUCCUAAUCAGAUCGUUACCAAUUGCUUCUAUUAGAUUUAAUAUUAUUAGAUUCGGAUCAACUUUUCAAUCUUUAUUUGAAGAUGGUUCGAAAGAGUACAACGAUCAAACUCUACAAUUGGCAACAAAAUAUAUUGAUGAUCAAGUAGAAGCAGAUCUUGGUGGUACAGAUCUCUAUCCUGUUUUAGAGUACCUCUUUUCAAAUGAAAAUCAAUCAUAUGAUCAUCAGUAUCCAAGACAAAUAUUUGUAUUGACAGAUGGUCGUAUUAAUGAUACAGAUAAACUUGUUAGUUUCGUUAGAAGUGAACGCUCUACUUCUAGAAUGUUUACAGUCGGCAUUGGAAAGUCUGCUGAUAAAGAGUUGGUUUAUGGUUUGGCAUCGGCUGGUGGUGGUGAACACAAGAUUGUCUUUGAAGAUUGGGAUAGUUUCGAAUCGAUCAUUAUGGAACUACUCGAUAGCUCUUUGAAACAGAGAAUAUCGAAUCUCACAUUGAAUUGGGGAGAGUUACUAUCGACAAUAGUGAAACAAGCACCAACUAUAAUUAGACCAAUCUAUUUAAAUGAAAGAAUGAUACUCUAUGGUAUAUUCAAUAGCGAUUCGAUAAACAAUGAAAUUAUCAAUACAAUUCAUCAGUUGGAAUUGAGAGGAACCGACCCGAUUGGAAACGAACUAUUAUUUAAAUUCAAUUUAGAUUUUAAAUCAUUAAAUAAUAAUCAUAACAAUAGUUUUAAUAGAUUAUUAUUACAUUCAAUUGGAUCAUUAAUUUAUAUAUCAAGUUUAGAAAAAGAUAUUAAUAACAAAGAAGAAAUAAUUAAUAUUGCAAAGAAAUAUAAUUUAAUAACAAAUUAUACAUCAUUAAUAGUUACAUCUGAUGUCAAUUGUGAUUCUCCUAUUACAGAGAUGAAAUCAAUUCAAUUAGUAGAUCGUAUACAUUCAUUCGCAAGUUAUUGGAGAGAUAAUAAUAGUAAUCAAAUAUCUUUUCAAUCAAAAACAAUGGAAACAAGAUCAUGUUGUAAUAUAGGAUUUGGUGGAAGUAUAAAAUCUGAAAAUUCAAUUAAACCAUUAAAUAAUAAUAAUAAUCAGAGUAAUAAUAAUGUAAUAGUAAAUUCAUCAUCAUCAUCAUUGUCUUCUUCAACUACUACUUCACCUACUUCAUUACCAUCCUCAUCUUCAAAGUCUAUGUUAUUUGCAGAGCAAUCAAAAGAAAAAGAAAGACUAUUAGAGAUUAUUAAAUUACAAAAUGCAAAUGGUUCGUGGUCUGUCGAUAAUAAACAAACCAAAGUUUAUAAUAGAUUGGAAUGUCCGUUCGAUGAAUUGAAAUGUAAUCCUGACCUAUGGUUGACAAUUCAGAUCAUUGCAAAGCUUGAAAUGGAAUUCAAAUCGAUGCAAUCACUUUACACAAACAUACAAUUGAAAUCUAUGAAAUGGAUCAAUCAACAACUUGCUACCCACUCUAACACCCAACUAACCUAUGAAUUAUUAUUAGAAAGAGUGAAAAUCGAUUUAGAAAAAUCACCUCUAUCAAACACUUUGUGA
Molecule: messenger RNA, 2502 nt
Organism: Heterostelium album PN500
Lineage: Eukaryota; Evosea; Eumycetozoa; Acytosteliales; Acytosteliaceae
Product: VIT and vWA domain-containing protein
Exons: 1
Coding region: 1-2502 (833 amino acids)
Source: RefSeq, a predicted model, not a curated record